Selaginella moellendorffii is the source of this 954-nucleotide messenger RNA. Its product is annotated as beta-carotene hydroxylase 2, chloroplastic. The transcript has 7 exons. Bases 103 to 903 code for a protein of 266 amino acids. Gene Ontology annotation, cellular component: chloroplast. The record is from RefSeq and is a predicted model, not a curated record. Gene Ontology annotation, biological process: xanthophyll biosynthetic process; carotene metabolic process. Gene Ontology annotation, molecular function: iron ion binding; beta-carotene 3-hydroxylase activity. Lineage: Eukaryota; Viridiplantae; Streptophyta; Lycopodiopsida; Selaginellales; Selaginellaceae.
UGUAAAUAUUCCAAGGGACCUUCAAACAGACGGAGAUCCUAUCUUUUAGAAUUCUAAGUAUCCGCUGGGUUUACCCAUGCAUCUGAAUUGGCAGCAGCUUCGAUGGCGCUAGUGCCUUGUUCGUCGUUCAUUCCUCGCGGGCUCCUUUCUCUCCCGCCAUUGCGCAAAUCCCUGAGAAGGCCGAAGUCGAAAGCGAUUGUAUUGGGUGCGUCAAUGUCGGAGGAUGGGCAAUCUCGUACUUGCAAGAAGCAAGAUGCAACAAAGAAGAAGAAAGCAGAGCGCACAACAUAUUUGUUCGCUGCUGUUGCCUCAAGCACAUUGAUUGGUGGUCUCAGCAUUGGAGCUGCGUGUUACAGAUUCGUGUGGCAAAUGCAGGAGAAAGGCAGCAGUGAAUUGCCUGCUCUGGAAAUCCUUGGUACCGUGUCUUUGGCAUUAGGUGCAGCUGUGGGCAUGGAGUUUUGGGCUAGAUGGGCACACAAAGCGCUAUGGCACUCUUGCUUGUGGAGCAUGCACAAGUCUCAUCAUCUCCCUCGCCAAGGUCCAUUUGAGGUCAACGAUGUUUUUGCCAUUGUGAACGCAGUCCCCGCGAUAGCUCUCAUGUCUUACGGAUUCUCCCACGAAGGACUCCUUCCUGGCCUGUGCUUUGGAGCAGGCCUGGGCAUCACCAUCUUCGGGAUGGCCUACAUGUUUGUUCACGACGGCCUGGUGCACCAACGGUUUUCAGUUGGCCCACUGGCCGAUGUGCCAUAUUUUCGGAAGGUAGCUGCUGCUCACCAGAUUCACCAUGCCAAUCUGUUUGAUGGCGUUCCGUACGGUUUGUUCCUGGGGCUAAAGGAGCUGGAAGCCGUUGGUGGAGAAUUGGAGCUGGAGAAGCUGGUGUCAAGUCGUCACCAUAAAAAAUAAUAGAUUGUAGCAACGAAAAAGAUUUUUUUAUUAUUACUUUAUAGAAAAAGC